UUCUGCGGAAAAUUUAAAAGGCGUUCGACUGAAAGCCGUGCGCAUAUUAGCACACACACGCCAGCGACACGAAGAGUUUCUUCCUUGUACGCGCACUUCCGCCCUCUUCCGUUUACGCUUAAGAGCCCAAAAUGUAUUUACUUUGAACUAGCAAAACUGUCAACGUCCACCGCAAACUAUCGGCGGCAAGAAGAACCCGCAUCAACGAAACCAUAACCAAGCAGUUGUGAGCAAACAAAUUAGUGUUUAAUUAUACAUAGGCGGUGGCAUACAGCAGGCAUCCAACAGCUAGCAGCCGGCAGUCAAGCUGUGGGGCAAACUAACCAAGUGGCAAUUCAUUAAACUUCGAAGAAAGGACCCGAAAAUGCAUCAAAGCAGCGAAAAAUGAGUGAAAAAACCAUCGACAGCCAACACAAAGACAAGUAUACUCUUACCAAGAGCAAAAGAAGCAGAAAAAGAAACAAACACAAAUAUAAACCGCAUUAGAGGAUGCAGAAGCGUCCGAAAGCGGAAGUGAAGCGCGUGACGAUGUCGGGCACGGGGCAGGGACAUGGACAGGGACCGGCCAAACCGCCUCGUCUGAAGGCCGCGAAAAAGCAUUUGCAAUUCGAGAGUCCACUGCCACGUCGGACACGCGCCAGGCAGCAGCAGCAGCAGCACCACCACCACCAGAAGAGGCAGCAGCAGGGGCAUCCAGACAAAGUCAUUGCUAUGCCGAGCAACAGCCAGGAUGCGGACACGGAUGCGGCAGCGGAAGUUGGAGUGGACGUGCCAGAAACAGAGCCAGUGCCAGUGCCAGUGCCAGUGCCAGUGGUCGAACCAGGAUUCAGUCAGGAUUCAGUGUCACAGUCGUCGGCCAUAAAAAGACGUCUCGCCGAGGGCUGCAGCACUCUUAUGUAUGCGUGUCAGCGCGGCGACAUUGUCCAAGUGCUCGCCCAAAUGCGCGCCAAGCCCCAACUGCUGCGGCAACGGGACCGCAGCAAUCGGAACGCGCUGCAUUAUUGUGCCGCGCAGGACCUGGAACAGACAAGAGACCUCGUGGCGGCCGCCAGCAUCGCCAUCGCAGCCCCCGAGCUGCUGGAGUCCGCCGAUGAAGAUGGCUUCACUCCGCUUCACUUGGCUGUUAUUCAGGGCAACUUGGCCAUGGUCAAUUUGCUGCUAGCGAACAAAGCCGAUGUGAAUGCGGUGGACAAUGAGGGUCACUCGGUGGUGCACUGGGCAACUGUUUGCGGCGAGGUGGAGUCCCUGCGCGCUGUCCUGGCAGCCGGAGCAAACGUCGCCCAGCCGGAUGUGAAUGGCGGCACUCCGUUGCACUAUGCCGCCCAGAUGUGCGGGGCCAGCUACGACAGCAAGCAGCAGCAGUCCAACUCCAGCAAACUGGCCCUAGAGAUACUCGGCAUUCUGCUGGCCCAUCCUCAGAGCAGUGUCGAUGUCCAGGACAAGGACGGCCGGCAGCCGCUGCUGUGGGCUGCUUCGGCGGGAUCGGCCAAGGCGAUGAUUGCAUUGGUGAAGGCGGGUGCCCGUGUGGAGAGUGCCGAUAAAGAUGGACUCACGGCUCUACACUGCGCCGGCUCGCGUGGGCACACCGAGUGUAUCGAUACGUUGAUCAGCCUCUGCGGCGCCCCGACCGACCUCAUCGACUCUAACGGCUGUACAGCGUUGCACUACGCCGUGACCCUGGGCCAUGCCGAUUCCACAGCCCGUCUGCUGGACUUGGAGGCGGAUCCAAACCGACAGGACCGCAAGGGACGGACGCCCGGCCACUGUGGCUGCGCCAAGGGACAGUUCGAGACGUUGAAGCUGCUCAAAGAGCGAGGAGCGAAUCUCUGGCUCAGGAAUGCGAAGGGAGAUCUGCCGCUCCACGAGGCAGCUGCCUCCGGUCGAAGGGAGCUCGUCGAAUGGCUGCUCGCCCAGAGGUCCAAGCAGGUGAACACCACCAGCAACGAUGGAAGGAGUCUGCUGCACAUUGCGGCUGCCAACGACUACACGGACAUGUGCAAGCUCCUCCUCGACUACGGAGGGGAUGUGAAUGCCGUCUACCGCAACUCCAGGGGCCUGGUUCUGACGCCCUUGGAUGGGGCUUUGCAGCGAGGACACCGCUCGACGGCCAAGUUCCUGCAGGCGAAUGGCGGCCAGCCUUCGAACAAGGUGAAGCUUACCACCAGACGGGGCAAUCCCUUCCACGAAGCCAACGCUGCAGAUCUGGUGCGACCCCUGAAGUAUGUGGAGAAGGAGGAGGUCCAAGAUCUGCGCAGCUCCAAGAAGUACGUCGUGUAUCUAAAGCGAUCGGAUUCGGAUAAUGGUAAUGGCAAUGGGAACGGCCAAGAGGAGGGGGACUGUAGCUGUGCGGAGGAAACCUACCGCAAGGAGCAGCGCCUGAAGCACGUUUGCCGACGCCACAAGAGGCGGCAGCUCCGCAGACGCACCAGCAGCUGUGGCGAGUCCAAGCACGAGAAGUGCAGCGAUCUGUGCCGCUCCAAUAGCAACAUCGAGAUCAGACGCCGCAAGUCCAGGGAACGGUAUGCCAGCUCCAGCGAUUGGGGGGCCGAGGAGGAGGACGACGAGGACUCCUGCGAGAACUGCUGCUACCACAAGCGGCGGAAGGAGCGGGUGGUGUCGCGAAAGCGCUCCACAUCUUCCAGAAGAUCGAAAGAGCAGCAUGAUAGCGAUGCGGAUGAUGGCAGUGAGGAUAACAAGUCCAACGCAUCGCCAGUGAAGGGUUCGAGGAAGCAGAUUGAAGUCAAUGGAGAAAAUAUUGCAAGAGAGCAAGGGACGGGUAGUGCCAAGGAUCGUCCCCAAUCUGCUGUCAAACUCCAAACGCCACCGUCCACAGCCAACAAGGAAAGGACCUUCAUCAAGUCGCCGCCCCAGAGCGCCAAGAGCGAGAAGUCCGUGCAACCAGAGACUCUACAGGUGGUUGAAUCGCAUGCCGUGGAGCUGACAGACGAGGAGCAAGAGACGGCCAAGUCCGUGGUGACACAAGUCGAUGUCCAUCACGAUGCCGAGCAGCUGACAUCUAAGUCCUCGGAGGAACUACCUGCCGCAGAGGUCGAGCAGGUGCAGAAGCAGGAGCCGGAGGCCAAGCUGCAGCUUAGCGAGGAGGAGACACAGUUGGUCUCCAAGGAGGUUGAGCAGGUCAUCAAAAUAGCAGCCACUGCCUUGAGCAGUGAGUCCAAGAGCUCCACCGAAGAGCAGCCAGCAGAGGUGAAGGAUGAGCACCAGGAACAGAAUGUAGCUCCAAAAGAAGAAGCUGAAAAAGUGGCAAAAGAAUCCCACCCCACUCCUGUGCCAGAGAAAGCGUCAACACCCCCUGUACCUGCCACGCCCACACCGCCACCAGCCAGUGGUGGUGGGGGAGAAACGCCCAAGCCACAGACAACCGCAGAGGCACCACCAGAGCCAGAGCCACCAAAAGCUGAGGAGGCAUCAAAACCUUCAACAGCAUCUGCUGGCAAAAAUCGAGAGCAGAUGGAGAUGACGGCUUCCACCAUUCCCCCGUCAGAGCCACCCAAGCCGCAGGUUGAGCCGAAAAAACCGCCAACCGCACAGCAACAACGCCCUGCGCCAGCCCCAGCCUCAGCCCCAGUCGCGGCGCAGUCUCCAACCGGCACCCAGUCCCAGGAGCAGCCGCAACGGGAGCAGGAGUCGCGACGUUCGUUCACACUGCUGCCCUCCGACUCGGCGGACGAUGACCCAGUUGGAGCCCCUGAGGGCGCAGCAAACGCUUCCGACGAACCACUGGCCACUGAACGCAAAUCGAGCUUCCAUGUGCUGAAGAGCGACGAAUCCGUGGGGGACCUGGAGCGUGCAGCGCGCCCCGGACGGAGCGUCGACUACAGCGGCAACAACAAUCAAGUCUUUCAAGUGGUGGCCGACGGCAGCUCAGCGACCAAGCUGCCCAGUGCCUCGGAGCUGGAGAAGAUGGACUACGACUAUGAGGAAUACGAUGAGGAGGAGUACGACGACGACGAUAUCGAUGGCAUUGACCCGGAGCACGACAGUGCUCUGCGUCGCUUCCUGAACAGUGGCAAUCGUCAUGGCGUGGGUGGGGCAGCAGGAGAUGGCGCCACAGCCACCAGUGAUGCUACUGGAGCCGCUGGAGUCUACGAUGCGAUGGCCAACGGACGCAAGCGUCGCCUUAAGAAGCGCGUGCGCAGCGGUGCGAAGACGCGCAGCAACUGGAAGAAUGCCCAGGAGACCCGCGACGGUGGUGGCAAUGCUGUCCUGACCAGCAAGGAUCAGGACUCGGGCUUCGAGCCCAGCCCGCGGGCGGAACGAAGCAAAAUUCCCACCCUGCGGUCGGCCCACACGGCCAUGCCGCGGCGCCCCAUCUAUGCCACCCUCGACGGUCGGUCCUGCAGCAGUCGCCUGGAGAAUCGUAAGCCCGGCGAUAAGGGCGCCUGCGAUAUGGCCGCCGUCACGCGGUCCAUUCAGCGCAACAUCCGAAGAUAUUACAUGGAGCGCAAGAUCUUCCAGCAUCUGCUGGAGCUCAAGUCGCUUCAGAUACGCUCUAGCAAGCUGAACGAGGCGGUCCUCGUGAAGCGGGCGGUCGACGACUACCACAAAUCGUGUGUGUUGCUGAACGGCGAGACGGGCACCAGGCUGCGGCGCUACAACUUCAGUGAGUACACGUUCAAGAACUUUGAACUCUUCCUGUACGAGACGCUCAAGGGACUCCAGAAGCCGGGCACCAACAACUUUCAGAACAUCAACGACGUCUACGAGGAGGCGGAGCGACGUCUCAGUCCGGACUACAAUGCCUACGAGAAGGCUCUACAGUGCACCACAAAGACGCAUCGGUGCCUCCAUGCAGCACACGCUUACACGGGCAUUCCCUGUGCCGCCUACAUUCCCAUGAUGAAUCACCAUACGAUGCCCAAGUUCGGCUUUGGACAGUACAAGAAGACCGGCAGCGUGAGCAGCUUCUUUCUGCCAAAAAUACUCACCAGUGGGCGUGCCUCCAGCGGCCGGGCCGCCGGCAUGGGCGGCAGUGGUGGUGGCGGUGGCAGCCGCUGCAACCACAAGGUUGCUCUGGAGCUGUCACAUGGCAAGAAUAAGCAACUAAUUUCACUGCCAGCGGAAAAGUUGGACAGCAAUAAACGCUAUUAUGUGACGUUCACAGUUAAGGACUCCUCGGGGCACGGCAGUGCCAUCGAGUCGCACAAACAAUACCAGAAGCAGCACCAGCAGCAGCAUCAGCACCAGCAGCAAUGCGGGAAUACUGCGGGCGAGCCAGGCGGCAAGUAGCCGCCUCGCCAUGCCCGUAUACGUAAUGUGGCAUACAGUGCGUACAGUCCGCCAUUGCCAUUGCCAUCAGCCCUCGUCACUGGCCUCGGCCCCGCGCAUCCCCCCUGCGUCCCCUGCUAGCGUUGUUGCUGCAAAUGCAUUAAAACAAUGCCAUUGCAACAUUUUGUGUCGCUGAUGCUGAUGCUGCUGCUGCCACUGUUGUUGUGACCACCCGUUGUCCGCUGUACAUCGCUGUUUUUUCGUUUGUUUCCUGUACUGCUGCUGGCGGAAAACCAUGUAAAAAAGAAGAGGUUGAAGAGGGCAUAUUAGGCGCUGCUGCACUCCUGCUCCCUGGACCGCUUCCGGGGUAUGCCCCAGUCGAGUCGUGUGUGGAUCCUGUCCCGUGCUGCACUUUAAGAUGGCCAACUGCUGAUAAUGGAUGAUGGCGCUGCUCUGCGGCUGUCAGUUGAAGUUGUCACGCCAGCAGCGUUGCAAGCAGCAGCAGCAGGAGCAGUAACGGCAGCUUAAAUUAUGUGCUCCUCUAACCCCGGGCCCCGGUGCGAGGGCUGCUCCUUCACUCUGUUUUGUUUGGUUGUUUCUUUUUUUUAAAUUUCCUUAUUUUUUUUUGCAUUUGCUUGUUUGUUUGUCUGCUGGCGCUGCCGCUGCGCUUUUAUUUCAGUUUUUCAUUAUCAUUCUUUGUCGUUGUCGCUGUGAGGGAGGGGUGGGGUGGGUUGGGGUACUGUGGGGGUGGGUGGCCGCUACUGCUGCUUGGUAUACUGCUUCUAAUGCCACAGAUAAGCGUUGUUAUUAACGCUCGGCUUACCAGGACUAGGCGACAGGCGUGAGGACAUGCCGCCCAUCGUCGCUUUUGUACUCAAACAUUACAAAAAGCAGCAGGAGGAAAAACCAGAGAAGGCGGACCAGGAGCAGCGGGAGCAGCUGGAACAGCACCAAGAGCAACAGCCACCGCACACGGAACAAAAGCAGAAGCAGGAGCAGAAGCUGACGCCGAAGCAGAUUCAGAAUCAGACUAAGCGAAUGAAUAAAUGUAAAAUAUGUACCGUGCAUUUCUUUGGCAUUUCAACAUUUUUACUUUAUUUGCAAUUUUAUUUACUUGUCUGCUUUCGCGACCCUGUACUGCAGGGCGCUGGUACGCUACGGUGCGGUGCGGUGCGGCACCCUACCCGCCGCCUCCUCUC
Drosophila pseudoobscura is the source of this 6425-nucleotide messenger RNA. RefSeq lists its product as uncharacterized. Gene Ontology annotation, molecular function: protein binding. Gene Ontology annotation, biological process: protein localization to ciliary inversin compartment. Gene Ontology annotation, cellular component: ciliary inversin compartment. Bases 490 to 5247 code for a protein of 1585 amino acids. The record is from RefSeq and is a predicted model, not a curated record. The transcript is spliced from 7 exons. Lineage: Eukaryota; Metazoa; Arthropoda; Insecta; Diptera; Drosophilidae.